CGAAGACAUCUCCCGCUCGCGCGGGUCUCCAAACCACACGACCGCCAUGGCGCACGAGCUAGACCAGAAGAUCCAGGAUGUCUAUAAGCGCAUCGAGACGGAGCGCAAGGUUCUCGAGGCCUCCCGCCUCAUGCGCCAGGCCACCAACAACCCCGAUGUCCUCCGCAGGAACGACGCUCAGAUCCGCGAAGCCGAGCGCUCCCUCUCCUACUUCGAGGACACCCUCCGCGAGCUACACGCCCGCAAGAUGGCUCAGCAGCAGGGCCGCGACGAUCACAUUCGAUCCGGGAGCUCUGGCUCUGCAGGAGGCUCAAUCCCCGGGUCGCCCCACAUGGGGCGCCCGCCCGACGGCCGCUUCCCCGGAACGUCUUCCGCUUCCGAGUACGCUGCGCGCACUGGCCGUUCUCCUGAGAUGGGCUCUGUAGGAGGCUUGCCUACGGACGAUCCUUAUGGAACCUCGAAGCCCAAGACGUACACUAAUCUCGACCUGAUCAAGGCCGACACCCCACAUACGACCGCCAAAAUUUCGCGCAUGCUUCACCAUCUCGAGUACAAGCUUCAGGUCGAGAUGCAGUACAAGAAGGGUAUUGACAAGAUGGCGAAGUUGUAUCAGGCGGACGGAGAUAAGAAGUCAAGGGCGGAUGCGGAGAGCAAGCGCGUGGAGAGUGAUCGUAAGAUUCAGCUUCUCCAAACUGCUCUCAAGCGGUACAAAACGCUGCACAUUCUCGACGAUGUCGAGGAGGAUGACGAAGGAGCCCCGGGUCCCGUCGGUCCCGGUGUCGACGGCGAACGCAAGGACAACCUUCGUUCGAAACCUCUCUCCGGAAAGCUCCAAAUCACUCUUAAGGGUGCUCGCGAGUUGGACCAUGCCCCUGUUGUAUCAACAUUCCGCUCUCGUUCGGCCUCUAAGCAAAUGGAGACGUACGUAUCGUUCCGCGUCGAAGGGACACAGCGCGCCCGCUCGCAUCCCACCAAGACCGACCGCUGGAUGGACAACUUCGAGAUCACUAUCGAUAAGGCGAACGAAGUCGAGAUCGCGGUGUAUGACAAGCUGCCGAACGAGCAACAUCCAACGCUCAUCGGUCUGCUGUGGAUCAAAAUCAGCGACCUUGUGGAGGCACAGAGAAGACAGAAGGUCAUGAUGGAAAGCGGGCAAGGUGGCUGGGUCACUGCAGGUGCCAUGAACGGCGAUGCCCUUGGCUUUUCGGGACAGGCGGGGAGCGUUGGCGACAUGAACGCUCCUAUCUCCUUCGACGAUGGAAGGGUCGUUCCCCCAGGCGCCCCUGGUGGUCUUGGCCCUGGAGCAGGUCAGCCUGAAGGUAUUGACGCAUGGUUCUCUGUGGAACCUGCCGGUGCCCUUGCGAUGCGACUAAAUUUCAUCAAGGAGAACGUCCGGAAGCGGCCACUCGAUGCGCCUGGCGGUCUCGGACGUCAGGGUGCCGUUCGCAAACGCAAAGACGAGGUUCACGAGAUGAACGGUCACAAGUUCGUCCAGCGGCAGUUCUACCAAAUCAUUCUAUGCGCCUUCUGCAACGAGUUCCUACUCAAUGCGGCUGGAUACCAAUGCGAGGACUGUCGAUACACAUGUCACAAGAAGUGCUACGAGAAGGUAGUCACGAAGUGUAUAUCGAAGUCCAAUACAGGCGAAGACGACGCGGAAAAGAUCAACCACCGCAUCCCUCACCGGUUCGAGCCCAUCAACAACAUCGGUGCGAACUGGUGUUGCCAUUGCGGCUACAUGCUGCCCCUUGGCCGCAAGAACGCGCGGCGUUGCACCGAAUGCGACAUUACCUGCCAUGCGAAUUGCGCGCACCUCGUUCCCGACUUCUGCGGCAUGUCCAUGGAGACUGCCAACGCCCUCCUCCGCGAAGCCCGCGAGGUCUCCCGCCGUAAAGAGGAACAGAAACGUCGCCAGACCCAAGGCGUACCGGGCCCCACACGUGUCUCGCCCCAGUCGUCCUACCCUCCUCCGUCCGGACCACAGCCGCCAUACAGUUUGGAAGUCCCUCAGCCGCCUGUCGAGCAGAUGGGGGGGAUGCAGAUUGGUGACGUCCCUCAACAGCCCUCCCCACCGGACUACGGAUACCAGAGAGGUCAAAGUCCCGUUGUGCCUUCAGCGGAUCAGCGUCUGCCACCACAGGCAAUGUCCCCGUACCCGCCAUCCCCUGUCGUUGGGCCUGGUGGUCGACCGACUGGCCGCUCGCCCAUGGCCCCACCCUUCCCUACGGAGCCGCACGCCCAGCGACCAGCACCAGGGUAUGAGAUCCCGCCAAUGGUGCCAGAGGGCUACCAGGGUGCACCUCCGCCGCCACAGAAGCAAAUCUCACCCUCGAUGAGCCCUGCUGUAGGCGUGCCGCCUCGGAUGGCACCCGGCGAUAGGCAGCCUUCGUUGUCCUCCAUCCAACAGCCACAGCAGCAACCGCCAAGGCAACAACAGCCACCGGUGCGGAGGAGGAAGGUCGGCCUCGACGACUUUAACUUCCUUGCGGUGUUGGGUAAGGGUAACUUCGGUAAGGUCAUGUUGGCGGAGGAGAAGAAGACGAAAAGUCUGUACGCUAUCAAAGUGUUGAAGAAGGAGUUCAUCAUCGACAACGAUGAAGUCGAGAGUACGCGCUCAGAAAAGCGAGUGUUCUUGGCGGCUGCUCGUGAACGGCAUCCAUUCCUAUUGGGGCUGCACUCAUGUUUCCAGACGGAAACGCGUGUCUACUUCGUCAUGGAGUACGUUAGCGGCGGUGAUCUCAUGUUGCACAUCCAGCGCAAGCAAUUCUCGCUCCGGCAAGCGAAAUUUUACGCCUCUGAGGUGUUGCUCGCGCUCGAGUACUUCCACGCGAACGGCAUCAUCUAUCGGGAUCUGAAGCUCGACAACAUCCUUUUGACGCUGGACGGCCAUGUCAAGGUUGCCGAUUACGGUCUUUGCAAAGAGGAAAUGUGGUACGGCUCGACGACCAGCACGUUCUGUGGCACUCCAGAGUUCAUGGCUCCUGAGAUUUUGUUGGAGCAACGCUACGGCCGUGCAGUCGAUUGGUGGGCGUUCGGCGUCUUGAUGUAUGAGAUGUUGCUCGGGCAGUCUCCCUUUCGCGGCGAUGACGAAGAUGAAAUCUUCGAUGCCAUCCUUGAAGAUGAGCCGCUUUAUCCCAUCACAAUGCCUCGCGAUGCCGUCUCGGUCUUACAGAAGUUGUUGACGCGCGAUCCCUCGCGCCGCCUUGGCUCCGGAAAGGCUGACGCUGAGGAGAUCAAGAGACAUCCCUUCUUCAAGGACGUCAACUUCGAUGACGUGCUGCACAAGCGCAUUCCUCCGCCAUACUUCCCUACGAUCAAUGGAACCGCAGAUACCAGCAACUUCGACGAAGAGUUCACACGAGAACAACCCACGCUGACACCUGUGCAUACCCAACUGUCCUCACGCGACCAGGCCGAGUUCAACGGUUUCUCUUGGGUGGCGAGCUGGGCCGACAUCUGAGCGACACUGGUUUACAUGGCCUUUUCACGAUACUUAUUACGUUCCACCUGUUACGUCGAAUUGUGUAUGCACUGUCGUCUGUCGUAGUCCUUCCUCGCUGUACUUGGAUACCUGUCGUCUUGUUGAUGACGCCCGCAAACGCCAAUCGCCGCCCAGAGAAGUUCCCCUCAUGUAUCCAACGUCUCCCUCGCCAAUGCCUCAUUACGCUGUAUAUAGGUACUACUCCUAGGUAUAUGGCAUAUACCUCCCUCGCCGCCAAAUGUCGUGUGCCGAGUACGCCAGAUCCAAUCAUGAAUUCUCCUCUUGAACUGCUCCAAGGCCACCCGACUUCGACGCCGUCAAGAUGUGUCCUCCUGUACCGGGAAGGCCAUGCGGUUGUUGCUCUGUCUCUGCGGAGACGUCGCCGUCGUCACUGUGGCCACGCAUGAGCUCAUGAAAGCUCUGCCACAGAGCGGCAAUAGUUUCGUAUUCUCGUGUCAUCCCGAGGACCUCCUCAAGCUUCCGGUUGAGGUUGUUGCUGGAUGAGAGCAGCUCCUCGAAACCGCUGGAGAUUUCGGCUGUUAGCCUGUCGCGCUCUUUUUCAAAGAACGAUGUAUUUUCCUCCAUGAUAGUGUGCGGGCGCGGGUGCUCUAGAUUAGCCCGAC
Messenger RNA from Dichomitus squalens LYAD-421 SS1, 4104 nucleotides. RefSeq lists its product as uncharacterized. Lineage: Eukaryota; Fungi; Basidiomycota; Agaricomycetes; Polyporales; Polyporaceae. The coding region runs from base 47 to 3460 and encodes 1137 amino acids. Gene Ontology annotation, molecular function: diacylglycerol-dependent serine/threonine kinase activity; ATP binding. The record is from RefSeq and is a predicted model, not a curated record. The transcript has 12 exons. Gene Ontology annotation, biological process: signal transduction; fungal-type cell wall biogenesis; protein phosphorylation.